Paramecium tetraurelia is the source of this 837-nucleotide messenger RNA. RefSeq lists its product as uncharacterized. NCBI's taxonomy places the organism in Eukaryota, Ciliophora, Oligohymenophorea, Peniculida, Parameciidae. The transcript has 3 exons. The record is from RefSeq and is a predicted model, not a curated record.
AUGGACUAAUAAAUUGCACUUUAUCUGAAAAUGAUUUCCUAUUAUGAACAGAAAUUAUAAACGAUCAAAUAAACUCUAUACUCUAAUAAUAUUGACAAUAUACAUCGAUCUUUUGAGUUGCUGUCGAAUAGCGAAGAUACUAUUACUAAAAAUAAUUUGUUAAACUUUUUUGUUUAGAAUCUCUAACCUAUAAAUUACAAAGAUAUUAUUGAAUUUAUAUGGUUCAUAGGUGACAAAGAUAGAUUCACUAUCAGCAAAUAACAAUUUCAGAAUUACUUAACGAAACUUUUAUUACACAAGUCAAACACUAUAAUUGAUCAUACGAAUAGUGACCUUUAAGUUCAGCUCCUAAAACUCCUCAUCCAAUAAAUAAGAGUGAUCAAACAAAUCAAGGAUAGCAAAUUGUAAAUAAUUAACAAUGAGGAGUUCAAUAUAUUAAAAAUCUUUUAAAAUCUUAGUGGCAAUAAUGAAACCAUUAAUUGUGCUAGUCUUAUGAAUUAUAUGAAAAACAAUAAAGUUCAAUUUAACAACUUUGAUUUUGAUUUACUCACAUUUGCUACAUUUGGUAAGAAAUGUAAUAUAAGUUUCGAUCAAUUUUAAGAAAGUUCUUUGUUUUCAAUCAACAUAUCAAAUAAAUAGUAUAUUAAAUCAAGAGAAAUACCAGAAGAAAAAUAGAUGACUCAUUCUUACAUCGUUAAUCUAAGCAAAUCCAUAAUCCAAUAAUAAUAAUUAAUGCCAGUUAGUGAAGCAAGCAGUAUUAUUGAAUUCAAAGCAUCAGAACUCAAACCAAAAACUAAAAGAUAUUAAGAAUAAACUAAUGUACCAAGACCAUAUUGA